Epinephelus moara (kelp grouper) is the source of this 1560-nucleotide messenger RNA. Its product is annotated as E3 SUMO-protein ligase ZBED1-like. Gene Ontology annotation, molecular function: DNA binding; protein dimerization activity. The transcript has 6 exons. The record is from RefSeq and is a predicted model, not a curated record. Lineage: Eukaryota; Metazoa; Chordata; Actinopteri; Perciformes; Serranidae. The coding region runs from base 1 to 1560 and encodes 519 amino acids.
AUGGCGGAGGCAGGAGAGCAGAGCAGUGAAAAUGCGGACGAAACACUUGUGCCAAAAAGAGAAAGCACCUCCGCAAUUUGGCAAUACUUUGGAUUCAAGCGAGAAGACGAUUUACAGACUCAGGUACUGUGUAGGACCUGCAGAGCGGUUGUAGCAACGUCUAGAGGUAACACCACCAACCUCCAUCACCACCUGCUGCACCACCAUCAAGAGCUGCACGAACAAUUCAAGGCCAGUCAAUCUAAAGCACAAAAGUCGAGCAGCAGUAAAGUAACGCUGCCAUCACUGCAGCAACAGUCUAUUGCUCAGAGUUUUGUGAGCACGACUCCAUAUGACAAGUCCUCUAAACGACACACUGAAAUAACGGAGGCCAUAAUUCACUAUUUGGCUAUGGACAUGAUGCCCAUUAUUACCGUGACCAGACCCGGAUUUGUGAGUCUAGUUAACAAACUCGACCGACGAUAUGAGGUGCCAUCACGGAAUUAUUUUUCUGAUGUUGCAAUUCCAAAACUGUAUGAGAAAUGCAGGACGACGGUGGAGUCAGAGCUGUGCCAGGUUGAGUAUUUUGCGUGCUCCACAGACCUCUGGUCCAGCCGGACCACAGAGCCCUACAUCAGUCUCACUGUUCACUUUGUGGACCGGGAGUUUCAGCUGAAAGCACGGUGUCUACAGACACAGUAUUUUCCAGAACAACACACCGGAGAGAACACUGCGUGUGGGUUAUGUGAAGCUUUGGCCAGCUGGCAUCUGCGGGAGGAGCAACUAACCUGUGUGACCACUGACAACAGGGCAAAUGUUGUGAAGGCCAUGGAGCUUAACCACUGGAAAAUGCUCUUAAACAUGACAGCAGCACUGCCCAUGCUGCUGGACUCUGCAAAAAAUUGGUGGGGCUCAAGACAAAAGAUGAUGGAGAGGGUCUUGGAGCAGCGGCGGGCCCUAUCUGAUGUCCUCUCAGCAGACCGAAAAACACGUCAUCUGGUUCCCUCCUGGCAGGACCUGGAUGUGAUUGAAUCUACAUCAGUUCUUGCUGAAAAAGAAGGUGACACAGAUUUGACCAAGGAUAUUAAAGAGAAAAUCUUGGACUACAUGAAUACAAAAUAUGAUGACCCAGCAACACAAGAACUUCUAGAUGUUGCAUCAUUCAUGGACCUCAGGUUCAAGGUCAGCUACAUUAGCAGAGAGACAGUCCAAGACAUCAAGACCAGGGUGAUGUCAGAGAUGAAAGAUACAUCGCAGGAGGAGGGAGAACAUUCUGAGGCCCAAAGCAUGGAUCCACCCAUCAACAAGAAGCUGGAGCAAGCUGUUGAAGCUGAAGUGAACAGCUACCUGCUGUCCCCCACCAUUGACAGUGAGGCAGACCCUUUGGCUUGGUGGAAACUCCACCACUUCACCUACCCAAAGCUGAGUAAACUAGCUCGGCAGUAUCUGUGCAUACCUGCCACUAGUUCACCCUCAGAGAGGCUCUUCAGCACAUCAGGGAAUGUGGUAACAUGUCAGCGUGCAUGUUUGAAACCUACCAAAGUUAACAUGCUGGUCUUCUUGGCUAAGAACUUGCCCUAA